CCCUUCACUUCUGCGCCCUUGUUGUUUCCUUCUCCACCCACGGCGGAACAAAAUUCUCCGAACCAAGGUCUGAGCCGAAGUCCGAGCCUUCAAAUUCAAUGGAAGAAGAUCACACGGAGUCAUUCAAGGAUGGUUCGGACCUCUGCCAGCAGCUCAUGGACCGCUACGCCAACUCUGCUGCACCUCAGCAUCGCCACCUCCUCGCCACUGCCGCUGCCCUGCGCUCCAAUAUCGCUACCGAGUCUCUCCCACUUACGCCGCCCGCAUACUUCGCCGCCGCCAUCUCCACCCUCGACGCCGCGGAGGCGCUGGACCCCGUUGCCCUCUCCGCCCUGGUGUCAUUCAUGGCCAUCGCCCUCCCCCUCGUGCCGCCCGGCGGCAUCGCGGCGUCGAAGUCGCACAAAGCUUCGGAGAUCCUCGUUGCAGUUCUGGCCAGGGAGGGUGAGGAGUUGGGCGCUGCGUGCAUGAGGGCCAUGGUGAAGUGCUUGGGGGUUUUGAUUGGCUUUUGUGAUUUAGAGGAUUGGGACGGAAUCAAAUUCGGCUUUGAAGCAUUGCUCAAGUUCUCCAUUUGCAAGCGCCCCAAGGUACGCAGAUGUGCUCAAGAAGCUAUGGAGAAGGUUUUCAAGUCUAUCAAAGCCCUCCACGGUUUACCAACGAAGCUAGCAAGUUGGUUUUUGUGCAGAGCUGAAAAAGUUGUAGUUCUUUGGCACUGAGUUUAAGAGUGCUUCGAGGACUUUUGAUGGAUUGUAAAGAAGAUAAGUUUGAAAUCAAUCUGGAGGUCCUACAAUCUUAUGGAAUUUAAUAUUAAUCUCAUUGCUCCAUAUAUCUAUCUAAAAAAAACGAAAAUGAUUUCUGAAAGUUCUUUUUCAGAAGUGCAUAAAUUUAUUUAGUUUUAUGUCUUUCGGACUUGCAAGGCAUGCACUUAAAACUAUGGAAGCUAUUUUUGAAGCUUUUAGAAUAAAAAAUAUAGUGCUAGAGAAAGAGGAAAUCGUGGUUUUCUCUUACUUCAUUUGUAUAUUUGAGGGAUAAGAACUCUUUGGAUACUGUGAUUUUGGCAUCAAAACUAUUAGGAGUUGCAAUGGACUUACUUUAUAAUGGAAAAUCAAGCUUGUGGAUCAAGAAUCUCCCUCCAGUUUGCAGAUCUGUGAUUGGUCUUCUAAAUUUUGAGGGAAACACUGCAUCACAAGCUUCAAAUAUUUUGAAGGAUGUGCUAAAGCAUCAUAUUAGUCACUUAAGCGUGUUGAUGGGUACAGAUCAACAUUUAUUGAUGGUAGUCUGGAACGUGUCAAAGCAGAUGCAAUAAAAUCAACAUGUGCUGUUUUUGAGGAUGCACUUUCUUCAAGUGAUGGAAUUCCAAAUGAGCAUGUUUUGUCAGUCAUAUCUGUUUUAUUUCUCGAGCUUGGUACGUGAUACUCUUGUUAUUAUAUUAGUGUAACGUAUAGAGGAAUUGUUCUUUUGAAUUUCAUUUAAGGUGGUCUAUAACAGCUUGCACUCAUUGCUCUACCAACUGAGAUAGACCCCCUCAAUUUUCUUUUAUAUUGCCACCAUUAAUGAUUAAUGUUUAUAAAAAAGUGAGGUGUUGUAUCUUUAUAUAGUUUUUUGUGUAUGGAUGGAACAAGGGAGCUGUGUUUUAGUUGAUUUAAUGUUGGUUGCAUUACUUUCCCUUAAUAGAUUUCAUGGUAUAGGGUCAUGUUUGUGGUCUCUUUUUUGUGUUCUGAAUUAGAAGAGUUGAGCUCUUCUCUUGUGCUUACGUCCUAACAAGUGGUGUUUUCACGAGAGUUUAGCUAUGAAGAGGGUUAACUAUAGGUUGAAUUAAGGUGCAAACUGAAUAAGGAUAUGUUAAACAAUAAAAAAGAGAG
Messenger RNA from Vigna umbellata (rice bean), 1859 nucleotides. Lineage: Eukaryota; Viridiplantae; Streptophyta; Magnoliopsida; Fabales; Fabaceae. The record is from RefSeq and is a predicted model, not a curated record.